Salvelinus namaycush (lake trout) is the source of this 1752-nucleotide messenger RNA. RefSeq names its product neurofilament light polypeptide-like. The record is from RefSeq and is a predicted model, not a curated record. The transcript has 4 exons. Gene Ontology annotation, molecular function: structural constituent of postsynaptic intermediate filament cytoskeleton. Gene Ontology annotation, cellular component: axon; cytoplasm; postsynaptic intermediate filament cytoskeleton. Gene Ontology annotation, biological process: neurofilament bundle assembly. Lineage: Eukaryota; Metazoa; Chordata; Actinopteri; Salmoniformes; Salmonidae. The coding region runs from base 1 to 1695 and encodes 564 amino acids.
AUGAGUUCCAUUGGUUACGACCCUUACUAUCCUUCCUCUUCCCACAAGAGGAGGGUGACGCUGCGCAGUGGAGGGUAUGGAGGCAGUGCAGGAGGAAUGACAUCCAGGUCGGUGUAUUCCAGCCUCUCUGCCCCCCUCUCAUCCCAUGGGUCAUCCCGGCUGCAUUACCCAACAUACAGCCGUAGCUCCUCCAUGCUGCUAUCUGCCUCUGGCUCUGCUGCCACUGCUGAACUGGACAUAAGCCAGGCGGUGCAGGUCAGCACUGAGUUCAAGGCCGUGCGGACGCAGGAGAAAGCCCAGCUGCAGGAGCUGAACGACCGCUUUGCCAGUUUCAUUGAGCGCGUCCACGAGCUGGAACAGCAGAACAGGCUGCUGGAUGCUGAACUGCUGAUCCUCAGGCAGAAGCAUGGCGAGCCCUCCCACCUCAGGUCCCUAUAUGAGCACGAGAUCCGCCAGCUCCGUGCUGCUGUGGAGGAGGCCCGCGAUGAGAAACAGGCUGCUCAGAACCACAGGGACCAGAUGGAGGAGGUGUUGCAGAGUCUACAGGGCCGUUAUGAAGAGGAGGUAGUCAGCAGAGAAGAGGUAGAAGGCCGUCUGAUGGAUGCAAGGAAGAGGGCAGAUGAGGCUGCUUUGGGCCGUGUUGAGCUGGAGAAAAGGACAGAGACACUGCUGGAUGAGUUGGCCUUCCUGAAACGUCUCCAUGAGGGGGAGAUAGCGGAGCUGCAGGCCCAGGUGCAGUACAAUGCCCAGGUGUCAGUGGAGAUGGAAGUGGCCAAGCCAGACCUGUCCGCAGCCCUCCGAGACAUCCGUGUCCAGUAUGAGAAACUGGCACACCGCAACCUCCAGUCAGCCGAGGAAUGGUUCCGCAGCAAGGUGAGUGUGAUGACAGAAGGCACCGCCCGCAACACAGACAACGUUCGCAGUGCCAAAGACGAGGCCGGGGAGUACCGGCGCCUGAUCAAAACACGGAACCUGGAGAUUGAAGCAUGCCGUGGGAUGAACCAGUCCCUGGAGAAUCAGCUACAAGAGGUGGAGGAGAAACAGAGUGCUGAGAUCGCAGCCCUACAGGAAUCAAUUGGCCAGCUGGAGGACGAGUUGAGGACAACUAAGAAUGAAAUGGCUAGGUACCUGAAGGACUAUCAAGACCUCUUGAACGUUAAGAUGGCUCUGGACAUCGAGAUAGCAGCUUACAGGAAGCUGCUUGAAGGGGAGGAGAAUCGCUUCAGUGCUGGAGGACCAGGGGAAAUGUCCAGUGUCUACUCCCAAAGCCUGAGUGUUGCCCCAUCCUACAACCGCCCCAUGUUUUCCAUGCAGUCCAGCCUGAGCUCUGCUGCUCCCUACCUACGCAUGUACAGCUCAUCAUUCUCCUCUGCGGAUGAGAUUAUAGCUGCCAGUCAAGCACAGCCUGCUGAGUCAAGUCCUCAGGAAGAAGAGGAGGAAGAAGAGGGGGAAGAAGAGGAGAAGGGAGUCGAGGAAGCAGAGGAAGAGGAAGAAGAGCAAAAAGCAGAUACGGAGAAAGAGGAAGCAGGGGAGCCUAAAGAAAAUGGAGAAGAUGAAAGCCAAGAAGGAGGAGAUGGAGUGGAGGAUGGAGCCACUGAAACAGAAGAAGGGGAUGAUAAGGGAGAAGCGGAAGAAAGCAAAAAGGAAGUAGAAGUGGCAGAAGAAAAAGAGAAGCCAAAAGACCAAAAUAUUUAAAUCAAGAAUGAAUGACACAUUGAUUGUUCCCUAUCGAGGUGCUCUAUAAAUAGAUCA